CCAACAUUCAUUUAAAUUCAUCUCAUCCAUUAAAGAACUUCUGAUUUGUUCCGGAACGCUAUAAAUCUAAUAAAGGUUUAAGUGAAACCUCAAUCUACAGUGGCAAUAAUUAUAAAGUUUUGAAGCUGGAUUAUUCUGGAUAUAAAGCAAUCUGGAGACCGUUGUAAUGUUCCAUCAAAGAGGUGAUUAAGCAGAAAUAAGGAGCCAUUUCAUUUGCUCUAAUCCGUUAGUUGCUGAAAGGCCGUGGUUGCGAUUGGAUUGACUGGAAGCCCUGUCGAAGGUGAAACGUUAUUUGUUUGGCUGUACUGUUGUGUAGUUCGAAGAAAAAGGAGUAAAGUCAUGGAGAGUCCAGAAACUACUGAAGAAACGCCCAUACGUCGCCCCGAAGGAAUAGAGAUGGCACAAUUACCACUGCCAAAUCAAAAUGGAGACUUAAUUAGUGAUGUUGAUUCGUUAGUCGCCUCACCCCCGGGGAGUUAUGGAAGUACGAUGGAUAUAGGUCCCGGGGCCUCAACUGCUAACCUGUUACGAAUAGAUCUAGAUAAAAAGAUAAGUCGCCAUACGGGCGAAGAAGGUCCAGAGAGAGAAACUUGGGAUAAUCGAGCACAAUUUUUAUUAUCUUUGGUGGGAUAUGCUGUAGGCCUGGGAAAUGUAUGGAGGUUUCCUUAUCUAACACAGAAAAAUGGUGGCGGUGCCUUUCUAAUUCCAUAUGCCGUUAUGUUAGCAAUAGAAGGUAUUCCAUUGUUUUAUCUAGAACUGGCCAUAGGACAAAGACUUCGCAAAGGUGCUUAUGGUGCGUGGAAUCAAGUGUCACCAUAUCUAGGAGGAAUCGGUAUAGCUUCUUCUAUUGCGUCGUUUAAUGUAUCGCUGUACUAUAAUACUAUCAUGGCCUGGUGUUUGGUGUAUUUAGUUCAAAGUUUUCAGAGUCCAUUACCUUGGGCUACGUGUCCACAUAAUCUCGGACCCAACGAUUCUUAUGUCCCUGUGCCAGAAUGUGAGAAAAGCAGCCCACCAAGUUACUUCUGGUACAGAGACACCUUACAGACAGCUCCCUCUAUAGAAGCUACCAGUUAUCUAAACUGGAAAAUGUGUGUUGGUUUACUGGGUGCAUGGAUUAUCGUCUAUCUCUGUAUGAUUAAAGGCAUUAAAUCUUCUGGAAAGGAGUAG
Messenger RNA from Patella vulgata (common limpet), 1167 nucleotides. Its product is annotated as sodium-dependent neutral amino acid transporter SLC6A17. Gene Ontology annotation, biological process: sodium ion transmembrane transport. Bases 340 to 1167 code for a protein of 275 amino acids. Gene Ontology annotation, cellular component: membrane. The transcript is spliced from 4 exons. NCBI's taxonomy places the organism in Eukaryota, Metazoa, Mollusca, Gastropoda, Patellidae. The record is from RefSeq and is a predicted model, not a curated record.